Paramecium octaurelia is the source of this 793-nucleotide messenger RNA. Lineage: Eukaryota; Ciliophora; Oligohymenophorea; Peniculida; Parameciidae. The record is from the annotation of a GenBank genome assembly.
UAAUAUUCGAUGCAAAGUCUUGUAGAAAUUGAACCUAAAGAAAUUUUAUAUUUUGAAGUUGAAGAAAAUAAAUUAGCACAUGCAUAAAUGUCUAUUAAAAAUUUGACUUAAGAAAAUGUUUCUUUCUAGGUAUACUUAAAUUGAAAUAAUAUAAUAGAUAAAACUUACAAGACCUCUUUUAUUUCGAGUAAAACCACCCUGUGGUAUAAUUAACCCCAAUUAAACAAAAAUUAUUGAAUUUUCUACAAACCGACCUAUGGAAAGUGAUGAAAAAAUUGACAAUAAAUUUUUAAUUAACACUUGCUUUAUUGAUUCUAUAAAUUCAGGUAAUCAUUAAUAGCUAAAAUCAAUUAGAUCUGAUUAUUUUUUGGAAAAGUAGAGAUCAAUCAACUAUUUAAUAAUAAUAAAUCAGGGGGAGAAUAAAGCAGAAUAUUUAAUAAGAUACUUAAUCUCCCUCAUAAGAGUCUGAGUCUAAUGUUUUUAAAUAAAGUAUAUGUAUUUCGUAAUAACAAGAUUCAAUAUAGUUUAAUUCUGUUAUUGUACAAAAGGUAAAUGAUGAUUAAAUUAAACAUUGUAGAUACUAAUUAGAAGACUCUAAGUAGUUAUAAAUUUAAUUAUAUAGGAACAAAAAUACCAAGAGUUUAAAAAGAAAACCAGAAUUGAAAAAUAAUCAACAUUAUUAAAAAAAUGUAUUUCUAAAAAUAUCACUAUUUCAUAGAUAAUUGUAAUUUCAACUUUGCUUUGCUCUAGUUUGCUGUCCUAAUGGGUUUAGUAAAAGGUUAUUUGAUGCGGA